Molecule: messenger RNA, 630 nt
Organism: Necator americanus (New World hookworm)
Lineage: Eukaryota; Metazoa; Nematoda; Chromadorea; Rhabditida; Ancylostomatidae
Exons: 5
Coding region: 1-630 (209 amino acids)
Source: RefSeq, a predicted model, not a curated record
AUGAAUGACUUAUCAAAUGAAUUUAAUGGAAUUCAAAUCCCACCAGAAACUCAUCUGCCAACGCUUGAGUUCUCGGAACAAUAUAUCCCUUCAGUGCUACAGUCAUGGCAAACGUGUGAUACAAGACCUACAUCCUACAGCAAAGCUGUGUCGUUAUCGCCAAAUGAAGGUGAAACAUCAUCGUCGACUUCGCCAUCUCCUCGUUCUGAAUACUAUCGCUUGAUGUACGCGUGUUUGCAGGAGAAAUUUGAUUACGUUCAAGCUAGCACUGAUCGAUUGCGGGAUCGCCUGUACCAUGUAAAGAAGGAGGUGACGUAUCUAAAGCGAAUGAAACGCGUUCUAAUUCGUCGGCUUGCUCGAUACGGAGAAUCGUAUUCGUACGCUCCGCUUGAAAUACCCGAUAAUGUAGAUAUCGAGGAUCCGGUUGUUAAGAAGCGGAAAGAACGUAGGGAAAGAGAAAGAGAAAGAAAGGAAGCACAGAGAGCGGCUAGAAAAGCACAACAGACAUCUGUUGAUGAAAAGACUCAUAACACGGAACAAACGUCUGUGAACAAUCCAAUACAACCUGGCACUGUUGAUCAUGAUCACUCUACUACUGGUCAAGAACCAUCUACUUCUCAGUCUUCUUGA